This is a messenger RNA of Pangasianodon hypophthalmus (striped catfish), 4243 nucleotides long. It is a transcript of the gene kcnn3, whose product is annotated as potassium intermediate/small conductance calcium-activated channel, subfamily N, member 3. The record is from RefSeq and is a predicted model, not a curated record. Bases 531 to 2801 code for a protein of 756 amino acids. Gene Ontology annotation, biological process: potassium ion transmembrane transport. NCBI's taxonomy places the organism in Eukaryota, Metazoa, Chordata, Actinopteri, Siluriformes, Pangasiidae. Gene Ontology annotation, cellular component: neuronal cell body; plasma membrane; neuron projection. Gene Ontology annotation, molecular function: calmodulin binding; small conductance calcium-activated potassium channel activity. The transcript has 10 exons.
CAGAGAGCACAGGGAGGAUUUCUCACAGCCUGAGGAAAGGCAUAGAUUUAGAAAAACAAUAUUAUUUAAAUUUUUAUUACAUUUUAUUAAUUUUUAUACCUAGUAGCCCAGUUAGUAGUUCUAAUUAAGCAAUGACACGCCUCAUAGCACAUUUAUGUUAUGUAGUCUUCAGCAUCACUCCUGCCUGAUGUUUCUUUUUAUUAUUAUUAUUAUUAUUUUUUCCACCAACCUGUUUGGAAUUGAGAAGAGAAAGAUGCAGGUGGGGUACUGAACGGAGCAGCCGCUUUCGCAGAGGGAUUACAUCACCUUGAUGUGAACAGAUAUAUUUUGAAGGAGGGGAAUAGAAGAGAGGAAGACAGAGCCCCAAAGUCUGUCGGCAAGGAAACGGGCGCGCGACGACGGCAUGUUCGUGACAACAUGAAAAAGAAAAAGUGCGAAAGAUUAUUGUGAACGGGGGAGAUCGAGACAGACGGAGGAGAGAGAGUCAAGGAGGAGAACACACCCAAACCUGCCAGAGUUCCCUGGUUGCCAUGGAUCCCCCUCCCUCUUUGAGCUUGGCCCUUCUUGCCGGGAGCGAAGAAGAAGAUCAGCACGUUCCCCACCCUUUGAGUGGUAUGUCCCACACGUCCAUUUCCAGCAACUAUCCAGGCAGCAAUCACUCUAACCACACGGGUGGAACCAGCAGCCUGGAGCGGCUUAAUGGCACACCGUCACCAACCGGCCCAAACCUUCCACCAGUCUCCUUGCCCAAGCUUCCACUGGUGACAACACCACAGCUGCCGGCGCCAAUCCCCAAUGCACUCCACCCCACCAGCACGCCACUCUCAUCCUGCCUGGGCAGCCAGCAUAGCCUGAGUGGUGAAACGUCGCCUAUCUACAACGCCCUCUUUUAUUCCUCUCACUCACCAACAGGCGAGCGGGAACGGGAACGGGAUCGAGGUUGCAAGCACAGGCAGGCCAGUCCACUGGUGCACCGCAGGGACAGUAACCCGUUCACCGAGAUCGCCAUGAGCUCAUGUAAGUACACGGGUGGCGUGAUGAAACCUCUCAGCCGUCUCAGCGCCUCGCGCAGGAACCUCAUUGAGUCUGACAGUGGAAGUGACAGCAAAGAGGGUGGGGCUGCCACUGGACAUGGGGCAGUGCCCUCCUCCUCCUCUUCUACUACUGCACCCCAGAACCCACCUGAGAUUGUCAUCUCCUCCAAAGAGGAUCCACCAUAUGGACAUGUCUAUGAGCUUGAGUCAUCGGCUAAUCAGAUGUCUAUCUAUCACCAGAACCACACCCUCUCUGAGAGUAGGGGCACUCUGGGGUUGACAGGAAGUGGGGGGAAUGGACGACGGGGCGGGACAGGUGGAGAGACUGGGAGGACAGCCUCCAAAGCUCCUAAGCGCAAGAACCAGAAUAUUGGCUACAAGCUUGGCCACCGGAGGGCGCUGUUCGAGAAAAGGAAGAGACUCAGUGACUAUGCGCUCAUCUUUGGCAUGUUUGGCAUCGUUGUCAUGGUGAUUGAGACGGAGCUUUCCUGGGGUGUCUAUAGCAAGAGCUCCAUGUAUUCCCUGGCAUUGAAAUGUCUUAUCAGCCUGUCUACCAUCAUCCUCCUCGGCCUCAUCAUUGCUUACCAUGCUCGAGAGGUGCAGCUCUUUGUCAUCGAUAACGGCGCAGACGACUGGCGCAUCGCCAUGACCAUGGAGCGAGUACUGUUGAUUGCGCUGGAGCUGCUGGUCUCAGCUGUGCACCCAGUGCCCGGAGACUUCAAGUUUGUGUGGCGCGCUCGACUCGCAUUCACGUACAUCCCCUCGCAGGCAGAGGCUGACCUGGACAUGGUGCUUUCCGUGCCCAUGUUCCUCCGACUCUACCUCAUCGCCCGUGUUAUGCUCCUCCAUAGCAAGCUGUUCACCGAUGCCUCCUCCCGGAGCAUAGGGGCUCUCAACAAGGUGCACUUUAACACACGGUUUGUGAUGAAGACCCUGAUGACUAUCUGCCCGGGCACAGUGCUACUGGUCUUCAGCAUCUCCCUGUGGAUCAUUGCAGCCUGGACUGUACGAGUAUGUGAGCGGUACCAUGAUGCUCAGGACGUGACCAGCAAUUUCCUGGGAGCCAUGUGGCUCAUCUCCAUCACCUUCCUCUCCAUUGGCUAUGGAGACAUGGUGCCUCAUACCUACUGUGGCAAGGGAGUGUGUCUUCUGACUGGCAUUAUGGGGGCAGGCUGCACAGCGCUGGUUGUUGCCGUGGUAGCAAGGAAGCUGGAGCUGACCAAGGCUGAGAAGCAUGUGCACAACUUCAUGAUGGACACACAGCUCACAAAACGGAUAAAGAAUGCAGCAGCCAACGUUCUUCGAGAAACAUGGCUGAUCUACAAACACACCAAGUUGAUGAAGAAGAUCGACCACUCGCGUGUGCGAAAGCACCAGAGGAAAUUCCUGCAAGCCAUCCACCAACUGCGAAGUGUAAAAAUGGAGCAAAGAAAACUGAGUGACCAGGCCAAUACACUAGUGGACCUCUCAAAGAUGCAGAGCGUGAUGUAUGAGCUCAUGUCUGAGCUGAAUGACCGCAGUGAGGAUCUGGAGCGCCAGAUGUUGAGCCUGGAGCAGCGAGUCGAGCAGCUCACGGCAGGUUUCAGUGCUCUGCCUGCUCACCUCUCAGCCACGCUAAAUGCACAGCACGCUGCGCUCAUCCGCUUGCUGCAGGAGCGAGAUGCCAAGACCCCCAGCCCCAUCGUGCCCGCCCUCAUCACACCCACGCCCAGUGCCAACAACCAGGCCUCAGAGGAGAGCCCCAACACCAGUACAUCCAACUGCUGAGAAACAGAGGCUCUGCCAAGCUGAAGAAGGAAAGUGUGGCUGAGAAAGGUGUGGAGACUGAAAGAUAGGGAGGAAUCGGGUUCAGAGGAGUUUGGGAAUAAAGUAACAAGUUGCACACAGAUAAGAAGCUGAUGAUGAGGGAGGUGGAGAGUGUGAGCAAGAUAAGAGAGAGUAAUUAAAUGAGAAGCAAAAUACUUUAAUGGAAUCUGCACUAAUUGGAGGAAAAAGUGUCUCUCCCUCCAUCAGGAAAUUAAUCACCAUGGCUUAGGACACAAUUUCUACCUGACUGCUAACCACAUAUUAAUAAGCAACCCUUUAACAAGAACUCUAGUCACUACCAAGACUAAUGGCAAGACAUAAACACAGAGGCACAUGCCAGGCCUGCCGUUACGAUCCAUUCACAGGACACGGAAUUAAGACCCAGCGCAACACUGUGUCAGAGGCACACACAAACACACACACACACAGACAACCAACAAUGCACUAAAUUCACACCACUGAACACUGCCAGAUGGACCAUUUUUUCAAGGAGAAUUCGCUCACUUCUGCACGGAAUGAGAACUGCCAUAUUUCGUGGAAUACACACGAAAGCCUAUUCACACUGUUAUCAUGAAUGUCUGCAUUUGAAAACACAUGCACUCUUUUGCUCUUAAUCUCUGUCUUGCACACACAAACAUUCUUUCUCUGAAUAUCUGCUACCAAAGUGCUGUCUAUAAGGCAACAGGAAUAAAGGAAGUGGUCAGUGGUAUACAUAUACAAGUCCUCAAAACCUCAUAAUGUUACCAUGGGGAAAGGAGAAAUAAUUAUAGAAUCCAAACGGUGUCUUUAACAACCUGAAAGAUGAGACAGCCAUUUGCAGCAAGGGGAAACCGAAGCCAGUCAAUACACACACACACACACACACACAUAUACACACACACACAACUAAACAGCUGCUCACAAGGGAAUAAACUGUAGAGUUGAGAAUUAGUCUUUCUGUGAGUGUAACUGAACCUGUGCUAAUGGUGUGUGUUGGGAAUAAGAGACUCUUUCCUGCUGACCCUCAUUUCUACAGAGACCAUUCUUUCUGAAAACUGUCUCAUAGUGACAUCCUGUGGCCGGAAUACUGAGUUACAUCUGCUUGGAAUUAUUGAAAAUGAUGCUGUUAACUGAAACUAGCUUUGUAUUGCUGUUUUUUUUAAUUAAUUUAUUUCAUUAUUUAUUGUUUGUUUAUUUAUUUAUUUUUUACCAUUAACAAUUACUAACGCAGUUAUAGCGAAUAUUUACUACUAAUAUACUAUGGCAUCCUUCUCAUUCAUCAUGACAGUUAAUGGUCGCUGUAUUAAUACCGACUUUAAUAAUAUUAACUAUUGCUAAGGGAUGUUCGGUUUGAGGUUGAAAUUAUUUUGUAAUUUUAUUUUACCAGAGAGAAUUAAUAAAGUAUAUAUCUAUAUAACGUCUCA